AUGAAGAGUGGCUAUGGCUGUAUUAGUUGGUUUAUGGAAACGAGUGCUACUGCAUUUGAAAGAGAAGGCUUAUCGCUAAACAGCAUGAAGCUCUUCGUUAUUCUCAGUUUUACGCUGGUAGCAAGCCAAACUGUUAACGCCGAUGUUAGCCAUUUAUCCAACAACCAGUACUUGCCGCCAACCCCGCACAACGAAAGGCAUUCAAACGACUUUGCGGUCAAUCACUUUCAGCCACCGACACACCAGCAACACUCCCAAAAGGGUUUCCUACACAGCGGCGUUGAAAUCAUCAGAUCGAUCCCUAUUGCCAGUUACACAUUGACAACUAUUGUUCCAGUACAAGAGGCGCAUGCACCAAGCAUAGCUGGUACUAAUAACUUUCAAACGCCUCAAAGCAGCUAUCAAGCUCCACAAAAAGACUAUCGGACACAUCUCCAAUAUCAGCCCCAAUCUCAACCAGUCUACCGGACAGCUCCUCAGUUGGCAGGACAACAAAACGAUGGCUUUUAUACGUACGACACCCCAGCACCUGCUCCAGUGGUGCAAGGGUUUGCCGCACUCGGUCCGGCAAUAAGUCCAACUUACUCAACUGACUCUCAGCAAACAUACUCUGAUCCUUCAGUUCCGCAGACAAAAGCCGAACACGCGCAAAAUAUUGACACUUUCAACUAUGCUGCCCCAGUUACAGCGCCCAAGGUAGUCCCAAUAGUUGCAUCAAGUCCUCCUUAUUCUGGUGGAGCUCACCAGUCUGGCUCGUACAACUUUGCUCCAGUUGGUCCCGCUCAACAGAGAUAUUCUGCUUCAGCAGCGCCAUCUAAUGAAUAUCUGCCUCCAGCGUCAGCGUAUUCCCCACAAGCUUAUUCCCCUCCGGCUGUGCCUGUACAACAGACUCAUAAUACUCCAGCACCAGUUGCGCUAUCAUAUUCGGCUCCAUCUCAGCAAUCUUAUGCUGCAACAGGUUCAACACCGCUUCAAGAUAAUUAUUCACUGCCAACCCCUCAAAUUGCAAAUAAGUAUCGCCCACCAGCAUCGCCUCCUGUACCACAAGCGUACACGGCUCCAGCUCAGACUCCAUUUCAAUUUCCAGCUGCCGCUCCUCAGGUUUCCACACAAACAUUUCACCCUGCAGCUGAGCCCGGAAACUACAAUACGCCCGUUGAGCAGUCCUAUUCUGCACCAUCUCCCCACGUUUCACACGAGUACCUUCCACCUGCAUCAGCGCCACUAGCAAAAACUUUCUCGACUAAUCAGCAAACUGGCUCAAGCGAUUCUGGGAAUGAACAAAAAGAGAGUGAAUCCGGUAGCGCGGUCCUAAGUGAAACUGUUGUUAAAUCCACAUCGGGUAAUGAGGGAGACACUGCUCCAGUGGAGCAGCCGGCUCAAGCUUUGGAACAGCAAUCGCAUACAGAACAACAACAAUCUGAUGAAAAUUCCGGCUCUGACAAUUAUGAAACCGCAGCUCCUGCUGAACAAAACCGCGCAACUCAUGCCCCUGCCCAGCAGACUUAUCCAGCACCUGCUUCCGCUUUGGUAGCUCUUCCUCUGCGGCAAUCAUAUUCGUCUCCUCGUCAACAGUCAGAUUCAACACCAGCUCAACAAACAUACAUUGCGCCUGCGCCUCCGUUACAGCAAUCACAUGUCUCCUCAGCGCCGAUAGCUCAAGAAUAUUCAUCUGCUUCACAAUCACCUGCGGCUCCAUAUCAUUCAGCUCCAGCUCAACAUUCACAAACUGCAUCAGCCCCUGCUCCCGAAGCUUUGUCCGCACCGCCUUCAGCUUCAGUUAGCCAGGAAUAUUUACCACCUGCUCCACAAAAGCAACCUUAUGCCCGACCAGCUGAAGAGCCAAUCAAACACCACUCUAAUUUAGCUCCUGUAACAAUUUCAUCUCCAGCUGCAGUUCCAGUGGACUCAUCGUACCGCACUCCAGUGCAAGCUCCAGUCAGCCAACAGCCUAAUUCUCUGAUUUCAACUAGCCAGCAACCUUGUUCAGCUCCUUCACUAGCACCAUUACCUGCUCCGGUACAAAUUAGUCAAGAAUAUCUGUCUCCAACGCCAGUAAAACAAUCUCAACCUAAACCAGCGCUAACCACAGUGAGUCGGCAGUCUUAUUCGACUCCUGCAUCAGCUCCUGCUUCAUCUUUCGCACCACCUACUUUAUCCUACUCCACUCCACAUGCACGAACUCUCACAGUUAACCAAAACUAUUUCCCUCCAGCUCAGGCAGCGCACAGUUAUAUGGCACCUAGCCCUGCCGCCACUGCCGCUCCAAUUCAACGAAGCAGCCAUUCAGGUGCUGCUGCCUUAAGUCAAACCUCAUCGGACUACCAGUCGGGGAGUAAUGGCCAAGCUCAGUUCAACCAACACGUAGUUGCAGCGUCACAAAAGUACUCCUCUCCUCCAGCGCCUGCUGCGCACACUAACAACAACUUUCAAUCGUCAUUUGCCGCAUCGGCAGCGGAAAAAUUGUUCGUCGCCAUCGCAUUUGCCGUCAUUGCCAGCGUUGCUGCCGAUGUCAGCCACCUGAGCAACACUUAUCUGCCACCAUCCCAGGCUGCUGCUAGCUCAAUUUCCUCAGAGUACCUGCCACCGGCUGCCAGUUACUCAGCGCCAAGCUACUCGGUUGCUGCUUCAGCACCAAGUGUAUCGUACGCGGCUCCAGCUCCAGCUCGCUCAGUCUCCUACUCGGCGCCUGCUCCAGUUGCUUCUUAUUCCGCACCCAGCUACUCGGUUGCUGCUUCGGCACCAAGUGUAUCGUACGCUGCUCCAGCUCGCUCAGUCUCCUACUCGGCGCCUGCUCCAGCUGCUUCUUACUCCGCACCAAGCUACUCGGUUGCCGCCUCGGCACCAAGUGUUUCAUACGCUGCUCCAGCUCCAGCUCGCUCAGUCUCCUACUCUGCACCUGCUCCAGUUGCUUCUUACUCCGCACCAAGCUACUCGGUUGCUGCUUCGGCCCCAAGUGUAUCGUACGCUGCUCCAGCUCGCUCAGUCUCCUACUCUGCACCUGCUCCAGCUGCUUCUUACUCCGCACCAAGCUACUCGGUUGCUGCUUCAGCACCAAGUGUAUCGUACGCUGCUCCAGCUCCAGUCUCCUACUCGGCCCCAGCUCCAGCUGCUUCAUACUCGGCACCAAGCUACUCGGUUGCCGCCUCAGCACCAAGUGUAUCCUACUCAGCUCCAGCUGCCAGCUAUAGCGCUCCAGUCGCUGCUGCUUCCUACUCCUCGCCCUCAUACUCCAGCGGUGGCACCGCUUAUGGUUCCAACGGUGGCUACAUCUACCGCAAACGUCACUAGAGCACCAAAUUUUUGUGUUUUUUUGGUUAAC
Messenger RNA from Anastrepha obliqua, 3322 nucleotides. RefSeq lists its product as uncharacterized. Lineage: Eukaryota; Metazoa; Arthropoda; Insecta; Diptera; Tephritidae. Gene Ontology annotation, biological process: positive regulation of transcription by RNA polymerase II. The transcript is spliced from 3 exons. Gene Ontology annotation, molecular function: transcription coactivator activity. Gene Ontology annotation, cellular component: RNA polymerase II transcription regulator complex. Bases 1 to 3291 code for a protein of 1096 amino acids. The record is from RefSeq and is a predicted model, not a curated record.